This is a messenger RNA of Ornithodoros turicata, 1192 nucleotides long. RefSeq names its product very long chain fatty acid elongase AAEL008004-like. The record is from RefSeq and is a predicted model, not a curated record. The transcript has 2 exons. Bases 106 to 1086 code for a protein of 326 amino acids. Gene Ontology annotation, molecular function: fatty acid elongase activity. Gene Ontology annotation, biological process: fatty acid elongation, polyunsaturated fatty acid; fatty acid elongation, monounsaturated fatty acid; very long-chain fatty acid biosynthetic process. Gene Ontology annotation, cellular component: endoplasmic reticulum membrane. Lineage: Eukaryota; Metazoa; Arthropoda; Arachnida; Ixodida; Argasidae.
CCGACGAGGAAUGCAGCUCUUCAGGUGGCUACAAUUUUGCGUGUGAUACUCCUCGUUGGAAACAAGUUCUACGUGCUGUGUGCCGUACGUUUGUAAUAUCGAUGCAUGAACGUGUCUUCUGUGUCGACGAAACCGUUCUUGUGUGAGUUCAAAAUAUCGUGUGUGUUGACGACAAGACUUCGAAGCUGUACGGUGUGCACCAUGACACAGGCAGAUUUUAACCCAGACAUUCACUGGUUCCCGGAAUGGGAUCCCCGCACCGAAGGCUGGGCGAUGACCGGCAGUCCGUACCCCCUCAUCCUGCUCUGCAUCCUGUACGUCUACGUCGUUCGGCUCUGGGGUCCCAGGUGGAUGGCGAGCAAGAAACCGUUCGAGAUCCGUGGCGUACUCCUUGUAUAUAACCUGAGUCUAGUCAUGGCCAACCUCUACUUCGUCUGUUCCAUAAUACACUACGCCUACUUCAAGAAAGGCUACCGCAUCAUAGGACAAGGGGUCGAUUUCUCUACAGAACCGAACUCGUUACAACUCGUCCAUCUAUCGUGGUGGUACUACAUGAUGCGACUGUUCGAGUUCUUCGAUACCUUCUUCUUUGUCCUGCGCAAGAAGUACACGCAGGUAUCGACCCUGCACGUCUUUCAUCACGUUACGGUCGCGUGGAACAUGUGGAUGAAUACCACGUACGGCGGACAAGGGCAAACGGCGUUCGUCAUGAUUGUGAAUUCCUUCGUCCAUACCAUAAUGUACAGCUACUAUUUCUUGGCAGCUGCGGGUCCCUCGUGCCAGAAGCACCUGUGGUGGAAAAAACAACUGACACAGCUUCAGCUUGCGCAGUUCACCCUGGUGUCGCUGCACAGCGCCAUGCCACUCUUCAUUAAGGACAAAUCAAUACCAGGCUUCACCACCAUUAUGGUUGCGGAAGCCAUCUUGUUCUUAGUCUGGUUUCUGUCUUUCUACGCUCGAGCGUACCGAAGUGUAGGUAGGAAAGCGUAUCAGAUUGUCUCCGACUCUGCAGCUGCGGCAACGGAAGCCUUAGUGCAUGUUGCCACUUCGUGUUCUCCGGAUCACCUGCAAACAAAAAUGGACUGAGCUAGACGCACUCACGGAUGCAAGCUCGCGUUGACAGCAGGUAAUUAAAAAAAAUCGUGUACAGCUGAGAAACAGUUUGCGUAUUAAAGGGCUUUUUAUGGUGGCA